CUGGACGUCGUGCUCCGGAGGGUCACCUCUGCGACCCGCACAGUACAGUACCGCCCCCAAAUACCCAAAUAGCGCGUAAUAUAAAAGGAGCGGAAUUCGGACGUCCGGCAACAGUCGCCCCGUGACCAGCAACCACUCAGCAUCACCAUGAAGUGUGUGAUCGUCGCCGCCCUGGUGCUCGUCGCCGACGCCGCCGUGCAGCCAAUGAUGUCCGUGAUGCCCAUGCACUCGGCCAUGCCCAUGCACAUGUACCAGGCCAUGCCCAUGCACAAGGCUAUGCCCAUGUACUCGGCCAUGCCCGUGCACAUGCACUCGGCCAUGCCCAUGCACAUGCACAAGGCCAUGCCUAUGGCUGAGGCCCGGUGGGGACAGCCCGCGCAGGCCAUGGGCCGGGAGGCCAACGCCGAGAUCGUGGAGCACGCCGUCGACAUGAGCGAGCCCGGCCGCUACAUGUACCGCUUCAGGACCAACAACGGCAUCGCCAUGAUGGAGCAGUACGCCAUGGACAAGGACGCCGCCAAGGUGCAGGGCGCCUACGAGUGGAUGAGCCCCGAGGGCGAGAACUACAAGGUGGAGUACGUGGCCGACGAGAUGGGCUACCGGCCCGUCGGCGCGCACCUGCCCCAGGUGCCCGUCGCCAUCCUGCGCUCGCUCGAGUGGAACGCGGCCCACCCCGAGGAGGACAUGGCCGGCAAGUACCACGCCGAGAAGAUGAUGCACUGAACGGAGGAGCCGGGCUGCCGUAGGCUGCCGCGCACCGCGGCCACUCUGGCGCCCACGCAGGCAACACAACGAACAUGGCUCACCGUUUCCGCUCACCGCCUCCCGAGCGGGAAGGGCAGCUCUCUCAAGAAAAUUGACUUUUCAUUAUGUACCGCUCGCCUCAUAAUCACGCAAAGGCCAUUUUUAUGGCACUAUUGAAUAAAUGUUUCAAGUCAAGGGCCA
Thrips palmi is the source of this 945-nucleotide messenger RNA. RefSeq names its product pupal cuticle protein 36-like. The transcript has 2 exons. Gene Ontology annotation, cellular component: chitin-based extracellular matrix. Gene Ontology annotation, molecular function: structural constituent of chitin-based larval cuticle. The record is from RefSeq and is a predicted model, not a curated record. The coding region runs from base 148 to 723 and encodes 191 amino acids. NCBI's taxonomy places the organism in Eukaryota, Metazoa, Arthropoda, Insecta, Thysanoptera, Thripidae.